AAAGUCAAUAUUUGUUUCGAUACGAGAGUAUUUCUUGGCAACACUUCCAAGACAAGUUAGCAUGCUAGCGUUAGUCGGCUAACUUUUCGUAUGGUCAAGUGUUUUAUAUUCCAGUAGUCUGUUUUUGAAGAGUCGAGAUGGACAAUAAUCAGGGGUCCAAAGAGAGCUCGGAUCGAACCGAGCUGGUAUCUGAGGACGGGAAGAAUACCAAGUCUGUGUUGUGUCAACGCUGCGGCUCCAAGGUGCUGUGCCCUGCCAUGGCUGUGUUUACAGAGACGGAGCUGUUCUUGCCAUCCAUGCGGAAAAAGAGCAGCCUCAGCACCACAGAGGGCUCAGUCGAUGGUGACAAUCUGACUGCCCACUGGUUAGUGGACGACAUGUACACCUUUGAGAACGUGGGCUUCACAAAUGACGUGGGGAGAAUCAAGUAUCUCAUCUGUGCAGAUUGUGAAAUUGGACCAAUUGGCUGGCACUGUUUGGAUGACAAGAAGAAAUUCUACAUUGCUUUGGAUCGAGUGAAUCAUGCGUAAUAUUGGUGCGCAUGAGGACUUACAAUAUGUCUUGGAAGGCUAUGCAUUAUUUUAUCGAUUUUCCGAAAAGCUUCACUUUACAAACACUUAUUGAUACUGUUAAGAACAUUGUAAUGAGAGAAUUGUGCCAUAUUCAUUCUCGUCAUACUCGCAUCAGUAUGAUUAUUCUGUUCUAAUAAAACUUUAAGAAGAGUA
Molecule: messenger RNA, 725 nt
Organism: Nothobranchius furzeri (turquoise killifish)
Lineage: Eukaryota; Metazoa; Chordata; Actinopteri; Cyprinodontiformes; Nothobranchiidae
Gene: rabif
Product: RAB interacting factor
Biological process (GO): post-Golgi vesicle-mediated transport; small GTPase-mediated signal transduction
Cellular component (GO): membrane; cytosol
Molecular function (GO): zinc ion binding; guanyl-nucleotide exchange factor activity
Source: RefSeq, a predicted model, not a curated record